AUGAUUACCAUAUGCAUUCAGCCUUGCAUUCUUCAACUUAAGGUGAUUGUUUUCCCAGAUGGACAACGGAAGAUGGCAGGACUUAUACAAACACAUUGCAAACACACGAACCUAGAGCUGAUUGGCAAGUGGAAAAACUUGGAGGUGUUAUCAUUGGAUUUGUCCAAAGGCUCUAAUCAUGGACGUGGGGCAUUGUCAAUUGUGAAGUUGGGGCCUAAUAUAAAGUACUUAAAUUUGAAGGGUGCAAAAGUUAAUUGGGAUGGUCUUGUCACGUUGCUGCACUGA
Prunus armeniaca (apricot) is the source of this 285-nucleotide messenger RNA. The record is from the annotation of a GenBank genome assembly. Lineage: Eukaryota; Viridiplantae; Streptophyta; Magnoliopsida; Rosales; Rosaceae.